AUUAGUGUGUAGUUAGAUGUUGUUUUCUCUCUCUAGAAUUUUCUCCCAGCGCACGUUAUUAUGGGUGCACGAUAGUAGUGAUCACCAUCGUCCGCCGCUUGGGCCGACCAAAGAAAACGUUACUGGUAGAUCCGAUUGUGGCGAAGGCAUCAAAUCUACAGGGGCAACAAAAUGCAGGAGGGGGAAAUCCAAACACCUUCUAUGCUACCCCGAUGGCCCAAACCACAAAGGAUUGAGCUACACCGACUGGUAAGCAAAUGCAAUCUCAGGCGGUGCAACUGCAGGAUAGACCUGUCAGCUAAUCGGUGGAGUAGCUACCAGCUGUAGGAUCACCGUCAGCUGCUCAGAGGAAGCUUGAGUUGCCGGUCAAUGGGAAUAAUGGGUGAGCUUAUUUGAAGGAAAGACAAUGGCCUCCAAAGGUAUGGAACUUCAAUUUUUACAACCUACGAUUAAGGAUGGGGCCAAAUAUGUGCAAUUGGAUACGGAAGAGAUGAUUCAGGAAGCAGAAUAGUGGAAAGUUGCUCUGAUUUUGUAUGUGAUUGGAGCUUCUCCCACAAUUGCUGCUAUUGCUAGAUUUUUAGGCACUCAGGAGUAUUCAUCAGAACCAACAAUUUUCUAUCAUAAUGGUGAUUACUUUGUAGUCGAAUUCAAGACGGUUGCAGAUAGGGUUGAAAUUCUAUAUACAAGACCUCAUAUGAUUAACUCUAAACUAGUUAUUGUAAGACGAUGGAAUGCGGAUUUCAGCUUUAAGAAUGAGGUUCUGAAGGUGAUACCGCUGUGGGUUAAAUUUUCUAACCUUCCACUUAAUUGAUGGGGGUAAAAUCAUUGAGCAGGGUUACAAGUGGACUAGGCAACCUAAUUUGUCUUUGAUGAUGGCUGUACGACUAAGAUGGAGAGGAUUUCUUAUGCUAGGGUCUUAACAGAGAUGGAUGUCACUGUGCCUUUGCCUAAUGUUGUGCAAGUGUUGGAUCCUAAUGGGGCAAAUUUUGAUCAGGAGAUUCGAUAUGAAUGGAAACCUCAAUACUGUACUACUUGUCAAAUUGGGCACAUGCGUCAAGUAAAGCAAGCUGAACCAAAGCAGCGAGAGCCUAUUAAGACUAAGCCUGUUGAUAAUCCACCUAAAAAGGGUGCUCAGAGAGGAGGACAGAGAAAGACUCAGCAGGUAUGGUUAAACAAAGGGGGCACAACUGCAGAUACAAGUACUGAAACUCAGCCACCUACUGUUGUAGAUGCUGGAGGGGUUGAUGCUGCUGCAACUGAACAGGCUGAUGAAGGCUGGACAUCAGUGAAGUGGGGCAGAAUAAAGGAGGGAAUGGUGGAAGGAAUCACAAACCUUCAAACAUUUCCACAUGAAGAUAGCUACAUGGAACGUUAGAGGGUUUAAUAAGUUGCACAAGCAUAAAGAGUUUUUGAAGACAGUAAGGAAGGAACAUAUUAGUAUUAUAGCUAUGGUAGAGCAUAGAGUACAACAGAAUAAAGCACAACAGAUAUUAAAGAAAGUGGCACCUGGCUGGGAAUGCCAUCAUAACUAUAAUGCUAGAAAAGGCACAAUUUGGCUCAUUUAGGAUCCAGUAGCAGCAGAUGUGACUGUAUUGCACACCAAUGAUCAGUUUAUACAUUGUAUGAUUGAACUUCCUACUCAAGGUAUUAAGCUAGAGUUUAUAGCUAUAUAUGGUUUACAUACUAUUAAGAUUAGGAAAAGUUUAUGGGACAACUUAGAAACUCUUGAACCCAUGGUAAUACACCCCUUUCUAGUCAUGGGAGAUUUUAAUGCUAUUUUUAGAGGGGAGGACAGAAUGAACAGCAGCCAUAUAGUUGAUGUUGAAGUGAAAGAUUUUGAGCAGUGCUUACUCAAUACUGGCUUAACAGAACUGAAAGCUAUAGGCAGGUUCUUCACCUUGGACCAAUAACCAUGUGUUUAGUGAAAUAGACAGGGCCUUAGUAAACACUGCUUGGAUGAGUAGGUGGCCUCAUCUAGAGGUGACAGUCACAGAUCCUCAGUUUUCUGAUCAUGCCCUCCUUUGUGUAACCAUGGAGCAACAUCAGGACCAGGCUGCAAAACCAUUCAGAU
Messenger RNA from Lycium ferocissimum, 2071 nucleotides. RefSeq lists its product as uncharacterized. The record is from RefSeq and is a predicted model, not a curated record. Lineage: Eukaryota; Viridiplantae; Streptophyta; Magnoliopsida; Solanales; Solanaceae. The transcript is spliced from 2 exons. The coding region runs from base 890 to 1375 and encodes 161 amino acids.